AUGACCGACGAAGACGAAUACUCGAGACAACAAGAGCUACAGGCAGACUACGACGAGUUCGAAAAGGACGUGGAGAACGCCGAUGGAGAACUCGUGCUGGGAAUAAUCGAGAGAGCCAACCAGGUGAAGCAAAAGUACAAGGACGACCGACGAGCUCUCGUCAAGGACGCCGAUCUGCUGAAAACGGUGGCAACCAAGAAAACCAAACACAUCAAGAAGUACGCGCUCGCGCAGCCCGGCACCAUUGACCUCAAGCAAGUGCAGAAUAUGGUGACCAGGUUUCUCGACGCCGCCGCCGAGGCUGAAGACCCUGCCUUUGAUCGCGUGGUGGACGCUUUUACGGGGCUCUCGGCGGAUCCGCAGGCCGUUCCUGAUUUCAAGCGGAUCGCAGCUCUGGGCCGGGUCGGUAUGAAGUACGGACGAGUGGCUCGUGGAGCGUCUCAUUUGAUUGGAGCUCUGGAGAAGGACCGACCGCAAAAGGUGCGACAGAUGAAGCCGCGAGAAAUGCCAACAGAGACGGGAGCCCAGGAACAGGCCAAGCAACUCAAGGGCAACGAGAUCGACACCACCAAAAACAACAUUCAGCGAUUCGGAGGAAUCAUGAGACGAAGACUCACGGACGAAUACAACUACCGAAAGAAGCAGGGAGAACCUCUGCCCAUGUUGCAGGCCAUUAUCGACCCUCGCAGCUUUGAGUCUACGGUUCAGAACUUCUUUGUCUUCUCUACGCUGGUGGCUGGAGGAAUGGCGAAGCUGUCUGAAUACGAGGACAGCACUCCCGUGAUUGAGAUGUGUUCCGACGAGGAAACCGCUCAGCUUGUGAAUGACCGAGAUUCGCGGUGUCCCGUUGUGUUGGAAAUGGAUUAUGAGACGUACGAGAUGAUUCUCGAUGCGUACGAGAUGAGAGAUCAGGAACCGUUGUUGGAUCUGGGUGAUACCACCAUGGGGUUGAGUGCAGAGUAG
This is a messenger RNA of Yarrowia lipolytica CLIB122, 963 nucleotides long. RefSeq lists its product as uncharacterized. The record is from RefSeq and is a predicted model, not a curated record. Lineage: Eukaryota; Fungi; Ascomycota; Dipodascomycetes; Dipodascales. Gene Ontology annotation, cellular component: nucleus; Smc5-Smc6 complex. Gene Ontology annotation, biological process: DNA repair.